This is a messenger RNA of Xiphophorus couchianus (Monterrey platyfish), 1249 nucleotides long. RefSeq names its product eukaryotic translation initiation factor 4E-binding protein 3-like. Gene Ontology annotation, molecular function: eukaryotic initiation factor 4E binding. Gene Ontology annotation, cellular component: cytoplasm. The record is from RefSeq and is a predicted model, not a curated record. The transcript is spliced from 3 exons. Gene Ontology annotation, biological process: negative regulation of translational initiation. NCBI's taxonomy places the organism in Eukaryota, Metazoa, Chordata, Actinopteri, Cyprinodontiformes, Poeciliidae. The coding region runs from base 134 to 499 and encodes 121 amino acids.
UUUUGUAGGAAUCCUGUCACUUGUUUAGAGUUUUUCCUCUCAACCACGUGGAGUGGCGGCUCUAAUUCAUUGAAAUCAGAGGCUUUUACGUUAUUAUUACUGUGCGCGGCAUCGACGCUGCCUCGUGUGUGAGAUGUCAGCAGCGGGACAGACCUCCAGGAGCCUGGAGAUCCCGGCUGUCCGGAGGAUCGCUAUCCACGAUGCAGCCCACAUGCCCAAGGAGUACUCCACGACCCCAGGAGGAACUCUGUUCAGCACCACGCCAGGAGGCACCAGAAUCAUUUACGACAGGAAGUUCCUGCUGCAGUGUCGGACCUCUCCUCUGACCCGUACGCCUCCCAAACUUCCCGAUAUUCCCGGAGUCACAAGGCCGCUUGACCCAGAGUCGUCCAGUAAUGAAAACCAGCCUGAAGAAUUACCCAGCAACAACGCAGAUGACCACAGCCUGAACACAGAGGAGAACUCGGCGGAAGACGCCCAGUUUGAAAUGGACAUCUAAAUGUUAGCAGCAACAAGCAAUGAAGUAAUGCUGACAUUUAUGUGGUUAUGAAAUGGUUGAAACGACAAGUCCAGUCUAAGUCAGCUUUAUAAUCUGACAGAAAACAACCAUGUCUUUUCUAAUAUCAACUAUUUGCUAAAAUGUUGAGCCUAAAACAUUAACUAACUAAAACUGCUUUUUCACUUUGUUAGAUGUAUGACAUGUAAUUCCUUAAAUUGUUUUUUUUUUUUUUUAUGUGACUUAUGUUUACUUUGAAAAUAAUAUGAUAUGAAGUCUAUUAAUAGGACUAGUCUAGUUGGGAACCUAGUUUUGCAAUCUGUGAUAACUUUUAUGGCCACAUGAGGGCAGCAGACACAAGUUCCAUACUUUGAGAUCCCGUUGUGUUUGUCAAUUUCAAGUCAAUUUAUUUGCAUUACUUGCAGUUGCUUGAACACUAAGUGAUUGUGAAGUUACAUAAAUUAUCAGCAGAGGUUUUCUUAAUAUAUGACUGAAUUUUAUUGUCACUCAUCAGUUGUUUGUUCCUUAAUUUCCAAGAUCAUUUUAGAAUAAUUUCAUGCAUUUUUUAAUGAAAAAUGAAACCUCUACCAAGAUGGUAAAAUAAAAAUAUUUUUUGGCUGCAAAAUGUUACAUAAUAAGCUAAUAGUUUUUACAAACUAUAAGCUUGUAAAAAAUAUAUAUGUUAGAGCUUUGAACUUUUUUUUUACUGUGAACAUCAUUAAAAGUCACUGUUAAUGCAUUCUUUAACCAAAA